Molecule: messenger RNA, 2715 nt
Organism: Serinus canaria (Common canary)
Lineage: Eukaryota; Metazoa; Chordata; Aves; Passeriformes; Fringillidae
Gene: CD34
Product: CD34 molecule
Exons: 8
Coding region: 291-1367 (358 amino acids)
Biological process (GO): cell-matrix adhesion
Cellular component (GO): membrane
Source: RefSeq, a predicted model, not a curated record
UGUUUUGAAGCUGCUGGCAGGAAAGCGGGGAGGAGAAAAUUACCUAAGUGAUAGUGAGGUUGCCACGAACUCUAUAAAAGUGGGAAAUCAAAGCCCAGAAACUCCACCUCGCAGUCCUGAAGCAGCACAAGCACAACCCCUGAAGAGAAACCCACCCCAGCAGCGAGUGAUCUCAAAGGCUUGAACUCCAACCAAGCUGCAUGAGCUCAGAGCUGCUGCGGGACUGAGCAGCCCGGGCCGGAUCCCCGGGAGCUGCCCCGGAGCAGGGAAAGGCUUUGGGAAUUCCAGCCAUGAAGGGGAGGCAGCUCCUCUGCAUCUUCUGCCUGCUGGAGCUGGCUGGCUGCACUGCAGGGACCAGCACGGCCACCCCCAGCCUGGCAGAGGGGGACAGCAGCAGAGGGACAGCCAGCACUGCCAGCACUGCCAGCACAGCCUCGGGGGACACCAGCAGCACCAAACCAACCUCUGCUGCAGCCACAGCCAGCCCUGUGCCCACCACGACAUCACCAGAGCUCCUUGGCCAGCUGAACACCAGCCCCCAGCCCAGCCCUGCCUCCACAUCACUGCCAGGCUCCUCCCUGGGGAGCUCGGGGGUCCCCACGAGCCAGAGCCCCCCGACCCAGCCCGAGGACAGGGCACAAACCUCGGGCACCCCCAGCUCUGCGGCCACCUCGGAGCAUCCUGCUGGCCCUGCUGCCCCCACAGCCCUGGGCACAGCCAGGAGCAGCCCCCAGCCUGCCAUCAGCUGCCACAGUGCCAGGGACCAGGGUGACACCGGGGCCAUCUGCCUGCAGCUCAACGAGUCCAGCACCUGCGAACAUUUCCUGGAGAGGAAGGGAUUGGAGUUAUGGCAAGCACUGUGUGAAAACAGAACCCAGACCAUGGAGUCCCCCUGUGAGAUCAAGCUCACUCCAUCCAGCCUGGACAGGGACUGUUUGCUCCUCAUCCUCAAAGGAGAGAAAGAUCCUGACAAACUUCUGAACACGCUCCAGAAGUCUCACUGGGAAAAGUUUGGAAUAGAAUCCCUUAAAAAGGAGAGCCCGAGGAGCCGGCGGGACUCUUCCCAGAGGACGCUGAUCGCGCUGGUGACAUCGGGGCUGCUGCUGGCGCUGCUGGGGCUGGCCGGCUGCUUCCUGAUGCGGCGGCGCAGCUGGAGCCCCGCGGGACAGAGGCUGGCUGAAGACCCCUAUGACACGGAGAACGGCAGCCAGGGGAACACCAUGCUGAUGUCGCCCUCCCAGGAGCCGGCCGAGGUGCAGGAGAAGCCCAACCUGCCCAACGUGAACGGGACGGGCGCCCAGGAGAACGGGACGGGCCAGAACGGCCGCUCGGGCCGGCAGCCCCGCCCCGCCGACAGCCAGAUGUGACCGCGCCCGGAGCGCGGGGCGAGCCCCGCACACACCGGGCACUGCAGACCUUCUGUACCGCCACUGUCCUCUCCGGGAAGGACUCCAAAAUCAGCCCAAAGCACACGGAGGGACAGAGCUGCCAAAGAGCAGCUCCUCCUCCUCCUCCUCCUCCUCCUCCUCCUCCUCCUGCUCCUCCUCCUCCUGCUGACCACACGGGACAGUUUUUUGCAGCUGUUCUCUGCUGUUGUUGUCAGAAGAACACCAGGACAGAUGCCAGUGGCCUUUGCCCUCCCCAGCUUUCAGGCAGAGGCAGAGUUUGGCUCCAGGCAGCCCAGAUUUCUGGUAGCAAUAUGUUAGGCUGACCAAAGUAGUUAAAUUGGGAUUGCAGUGACAAAAGCCUCUCAGGUUUCAGAUAGUUUUGGUUAACAGAGUUGUUUAUAAUCUCAUCUUUAUGUUUAAGUGCAGGAUUUCUUCCUCUUCUGAGGCCAUCAGGCAUUUAACCCCUUCCUGUCUUUAGGGCUCCUUUAUUUCCUACUCCAGCAGAAUUUGCUGAAGCUGUGUGUAAAACUUUCCACAUGGAAUUGAAGGCUGAAAUGUCAACUUCUUUCUCUUUGAAUCCCACCAGGACUGUGUCCUGAAGGUUUUUUAAGAGGGAAAAACCCUCCCCAGCCUCCUCCUGCCAGGGGCUGGGGGCUGUGACAGGCAGAGCAAGCAAUUUAUCCCUUGAGUGAGAUGAGAACCCUGGGCAGGGCUGGGGGCUCUGUGGGUGCCUGGGGCUGGGCACUCUCCUGCUGGCACCUGGGGCAGGAAUUUGGGCAGGAGAGGUGCCAAAGGGCUCCCAGAGGGAGGAGUGGGGGGCAAACCCAGCUGUGCCAAGGGCAGAGUUCCUGUCCCUGCACAGCAGCAGGGCCAGGGACACAGAGCAGGGUUUCACUGUGGGAGCAGGAGCAGUCAGAGCCCUCUCUGUGCUGAUCCUGCUCCCAAGGGAAGCUCUGCUGGAGCCACAUCGAGUUCCUGGCACCUCAGUGGGACCCGGGGCAGGUUUGUUCCCCAUCCCAAGCACAUUUUCAGGGAGCCAAAGCCCUGAUUGUGCCAGCCCAGGAGGGGUGGUGGUUCAACAGCAGCACCAGCAGCGACCUCCACCCCCCAAAUCAGCCCCAAAAAGGCCCUUGGAGCUGAUCUACCCUUUCACGAGUGAAUUCAUCCCAACCUUCUCUCAGUGCUGAACACCGAGGGAGGGUUUUUUCUGGUACAGUGCUCAAAGCAAUGACAGCAGCAUCCAUCACCACCUGGGGCUGGUUUUUUGUGGGUGCAAGAGUCGCUUAAACACAAUUAAAACAUUCCAGGCUGUUUGCUUUGGUGUGAA